This is a messenger RNA of Chiloscyllium plagiosum (whitespotted bambooshark), 5888 nucleotides long. The record is from RefSeq and is a predicted model, not a curated record. Lineage: Eukaryota; Metazoa; Chordata; Chondrichthyes; Orectolobiformes; Hemiscylliidae.
CCUGCAAGAGGCGGGAGGGCGGUGUUGUCCGUCGAAGGCCUCGCUCGGUGUUUUGGCGGCAGCGGCGGCGGCGCUGCUUCUUGCCGCCAUGGGCUUCCUGCGGCUCAUCGAGAUCGAGAACUUCAAGUCGUACAAAGGCCGACAGAUCAUCGGGCCCUUCAAGAAGUUCACGGCCAUCAUCGGACCCAAUGGCUCGGGCAAAUCAAACCUCAUGGACGCCAUCAGCUUUGUACUGGCAGAGAAGACGAGUAACCUGAGGGUGAAGACGCUGAAGGACCUGAUCCAUGGUGCUCCAGUGGGAAAACCGGCAGCCAACCGUGCCCUGGUCAGCAUGGUGUAUGCUGAAGACUCUGGUGAUGAUAAGGUGUUCACCAGGGUGAUUGUGGGUGCUUCAUCGGAGUACAGGAUCAACAACAAGGUGGUGCCCCUGCAGGACUACAGUGAGCAGCUGGAGAAACUGGGAAUUCUCAUCAAAGCCCGUAACUUCUUAGUGUUUCAGGGUGCGGUGGAGUCCAUCGCCAUGAAGAAUCCCAAAGAACGGACUGCCCUCUUUGAGGAGAUCAGCCGCUCGGGGGAGCUGGCCCAGGAGUACGACAAGAGGAAGAAGGAGAUGGUGAAAGCCGAGGAGGACACGCAGUUUAACUAUCACCGGAAGAAGAACAUCGCGGCAGAGCGCAAAGAAGCCAAGCAGGAGAAGGAGGAGGCAGAACGUUACCAGCGCCUGAAGGACGAGCUGGCUCGUGCGCAGGUCCAGCUGCAGCUCUUCAAGCUCUACCACAACGAAUCGGAGAUCGAGCGAUUGAGCAAAGACCUCGCUUCCCGCAACAAGGAGAUUGAGAAGGACAAGAAACGCAUGGACAAGGUGGAAGAGGAGAUGAAGGUGCAGAAGAAGGAAGUCGGCAAGUUGAUCAGGGAGCAGCAGCAGAUCGAGAAAGAAAUCAAGGAGAAGGAUGCCGAAUUAAACCAGAAGCGACCACAGUACAUCAAGGCCAAGGAGAACACGUCGCACAAGAUCAAGAAGCUGGAGUCGGCCAAGAAAUCACUGCAGAACGCGCAGAAGCAGUACAAGAAGCGUAAGGCAGACAUGGACGAGCUGGACCAGGAGAUGCUGUCUGUGGAGAAGGCCCGGCAGGAGUUUGAAGAGCGCAUGGAGGAGGAGAGCCAGAGUGAAGGACGGGAUCUGCAACUCGAGGAGAACCAGGUGAAGAAGUACCACCGGCUGAAAGAGGAGGCCAGCAAGAGAGCAGCUACACUUGCUCAAGAGCUGGAGAAGUUCAACCGGGACCAGAAGGCUGACCAGGACCGGCUGGACUUGGAGGAGAGGAAGAAAGUGGAGACAGAGGCCAAAAUCAAGCAGAAAGUUCGAGAGAUUGAAGAGAAUCAGAAGAGAAUUGAAAAGCUGGAAGAUUACAUCAACACCAGCAAGCAGUCGCUAGAUGAGCAGCAGGCACAGGAGACGAAGCUGACUGAGGAAGUGGAGGCAGCGAAGCGACGCAUCGAUGAGAUUAACAUGGAACUGAACCAGGUCAUGGAGCAGCUAGGUGACGCUCGCAUUGAUCGGCAGGAGAGCAGUCGGCAGCAGCGUAAGGCGGAGAUCAUGGAGAGCAUUAAACGCCUCUACCCAGGCUCUGUGUAUGGCCGUCUGAUUGAUCUGUGCCAGCCCACACAGAAGAAAUACCAGAUUGCGGUCACCAAGGUGCUUGGGAAGAACAUGGAUGCGAUUAUUGUGGACACAGAGAAGACUGGCAGGGACUGCAUUCAAUACAUCAAGGAGCAGCGGGGCGAGCCGGAGACCUUCCUGCCUCUUGACUACCUAGAGGUGAAGCCCACUGAUGAAAAGCUCAGAGAGCUGCGAGGGGCCAAACUGGUGAUAGAUGUUAUCCGUUAUGAGCCGCCACAUAUUAAGAAAGCGCUACAGUACGCUUGCGGGAAUGCACUUGUGUGCGACAACGUGGAGGAUGCCAGGAGAAUCGCCUUUGGGGGUCCACAGCGGCACAAGACCGUUGCUUUGGAUGGGACCCUGUUCCAGAAAUCCGGUGUGAUAUCAGGAGGUGCUAGCGACCUGAAGGCCAAGGCUCGGCGCUGGGAUGAGAAGGCGGUGGAGAAGCUGAAGAGCAAGAAGGAGAAGCUGACCGAAGAGCUUAAGGAGCAAAUGAAGAUUAAACGAAAGGAGGCCGAACUGCGGCAGGUGCAGUCGCAGGCUCACGGGCUCCAGAUGAGAUUGAAGUAUUCACAGAGUGACCUGGAUCAGACCAAAACACGGCAUCUCUCACUGAAUAUGCAGGAGAAAUCCAAGCUGGAGAGUGAACUGGCAAACUUCGGACCAAAAAUUAAUGACAUCAAACGCACGGUGCAGGCCCGGGACCGCGAGAUGAAGGAACUGAAAGAGAAGAUGAACCAGGUGGAGGAUGAGGUGUUUGAGGAAUUCUGUCGAGAAAUUGGGGUGAGGAACAUCAGGGAGUUUGAAGAGGAGAAGGUGAAAAGACAGAAUGAGAUAGCCAAGAAGAGACUGGAGUUUGAGAACCAGAAGACAAGACUGGGGAUCCAACUCGACUAUGAGCGGCAACAGCUGAAGGAGGAUCAGGAUAAGGUGCACAUGUGGGAACAAACAGUGAAGAAGGAUGAGAAUGAGAUCGAAAAACUGAAAAAGGAGGAGCACAGGCACAUGAAGAUCAUUGACGAGACUAUGGCCCAGCUUCAGGACCUGAAGAACCAGCACCUUGCCAAAAAGUCUGAGGUCAGCGACAAGAACCACGAGAUGGACGACAUCCGCAAGAAGCUCGGAGGAGCCAACAAGGAGAUGACCCAGCUCCAGAAGGAGGUGACUGCCAUCGAGACCAAACUGGAGCAGAAGCGCAGUGACCGCCACAACCUGCUGCAGAGCUGCAAGAUGCAGGACAUCAAACUGCCCCUGCGCCAGGGGAGCAUGGACGAUAUCAGUCAGGAAGAGGGCGAAUUGCAGUCCGAAGACACAGGAAACAGUUCACAGAGGGCCUCAAAUGUGUGUGCACGCGAGGCCAUGAUUGAGAUAGACUACAGUGAGCUGUCUGAGGAUCUGAAGGACGCAUUAGCGGAAGACGAGGUCAAGAUAGAAUUGAAUAGCCUGCAGCAGAAAGUGACAGAGCACCAGAAUAUCCUGCAACGGAUUGCUGCGCCCAAUAUGAAGGCCAUGGAGAAGCUGGAUAGCGUGCGGGAUAAAUUCCAGGAGACCUCAGAAGAGUUUGAGGCAGCGAGAAAACGAGCCAAAAAGGCCAAGCAGGCAUUUGAGCAGAUAAAGAAAGAGCGUUUUGACCGCUUCAAUGCCUGUUUCGAAGCCGUGGCCACCAACAUUGAUGAGAUUUACAAGGCUCUCUCGCGGAACAGUAGUGCACAGGCAUUCUUGGGCCCGGAGAACCCGGAAGAGCCUUAUCUGGAUGGGAUCAACUACAACUGUGUGGCUCCGGGGAAGCGGUUCAGGCCCAUGGAUAACCUGUCUGGAGGGGAGAAGACAGUGGCAGCCUUGGCGCUGUUGUUUGCCAUCCACAGCUAUAAGCCAGCCCCGUUCUUCGUUCUGGAUGAGAUUGAUGCUGCUCUUGACAAUACAAACAUUGGGAAGGUUGCCAACUACAUUAAGGAGCAGUCCAUGUCUAACUUUCAGGCUGUGGUCAUUUCCCUAAAAGAGGAAUUCUACACCAAGGCCGAUGCGCUCAUCGGAGUCUACCCUGAGCAAGGGGACUGCGUCAUCAGCAAAGUGCUGACCUUCGACCUGACUGGGUUCCCAGAGGCUGGCCCAUCACCCAACGAGUAACCCUCAGGGGGAGGAAUGAUUGCGGGUGGGAAGGGGGUUGGGUUUGAUUGUGGGAAUUUGGGCAUGCAGUGCUUCAUUCACCUGGCACCGUGUGUCAAGCAAUCAAUCCUUGUCCCCAUGAGGUGGGGAGACUGAGCUUUUCAUUUUUAAUCCCCUCUGCUUUGUGCUGACUCCUCUCUCUGUCUCUCUCUCUCUCACUGUCUCUCUCUCUGUCUCUCUCUCUCUGUCUCUCUCUCUCUGUCUCUGUCAGCCUGUUUCUCUCUGUUUCUGUGUGUGAAUCUGUCUUUCUCUCUCUGUCUCGUCCCAGUACUUUUGCUGUGUGCCUCACGCAUUGAGGGCUGGGUUGGGAAAGGGAAGGAUGCUGUUCGGUGUUUCCCUUUGUCCGUAGUUCCCUUGAUCGCAAGCCAGAGAGGCUUGAGGGUUUGAGGCCUCUGCUAGCCCCAGUCUCCAGCUGUACAAUCCAGCUCACUACUCCUGAUAUAGGGAUUCUGACCUUCAGACUGCCUGUUAAGAAGCAGUGUGUUAACACCACCCCCACCCACCUUUCAGCUUCCCCAAACCCCACCUCAGGGCGUGGCAUCGUUGAGCCCCUGGGCCCUGUUCAAAGUGAGGCACAGACCAAGCGUCCUGCGGGAGGGAUGUCUUUUAUUCUCUGAACAGUGAGCUUUCAAAAAAAUGCCAGUCUGUGUAGCUAACUGCCCCCUUAAUUUAUUUGUUGGAAAGCGAGUGCAGCAGAUUUGAUGAGCUUUGUUUACUGCUUCUGGGGUCAAGCAGCCUUAGUUCCCUUGGGUUUUUUUUGGAGUGGUGACGUUUCCCACUUUAGGCUGUGGGUGUGAAAUCUUACCUCUGGUGAUUGCAUCUCCCUUAACAUCGGAGCCAGCAUGCUCACGUGGCUGGACAUAUGCCUGAAAUUCCUGAAGGUAUCUUUGCCAGAGUUAGUUGGAGUUUGAAAGUAGUGGAAAGGGCCGAGAGAAACUGAAAGGAAGAGACAGAGCGAUGAUUGCACUGUUUUGUUUUCUUUGUCCUUUGCAGCAGGGACUAGAAUCGUGAAUGAGAAGCAGCUGUUUAAUUUGCUGAGCUCCUAAAUUUACCGUCCACACGGGCAGCAUCCAAGUGGGCGUUGAGCGUCCAAGUGAGUAGGGAGAGAGGAGAGCCAGCACUCUGAAUGCCUUUUAUCACCCUCCACCCUUUACAGGGUGUAAUCCCGGAGCUGUGCAGGAGCAGGAGGUUGUGAUUCUGUCUCUGAACCUCUGACGGACUCUGGAAGUACCUGUCUGAUGGUGUUUCACCAGUUGCCGUGCCUAGACAACCUGCUCCCACCAUCACCACCACCACCACACACAUGCACCCAGCUCUCCACUGGCAAGCAACAGCCUCCAGCAGUGCAACACACGAGCACUGCCGCCUGUCAGAGACGGGAGCGUUGUUUAUUUUGGGGACCUUCUAUUCUUGCACCUGCCCCUCCCUCUCUCUGUGUGUCUCUCUCUCUCUCUCUCUCUCUCUCUCUCUCUGUAUAUCUGUCUCGCUCUCUCUCUCGGUGUCUCUCUCUCUCUCUCUCUCGGUGUCUGUCUCUCUCUCUCGGUGUCUCUGUCCCUCUGUCUGUGUCUGUCUCUCGCUCUGUCUUCUCCCCCACCCUGACCCCACCAGGAAACAGACCCUGUAGCUGCCAGCGACUUGUCCUUAAAUUUGCAUGGUCUGUGGCACUCUCCUAGAUUUGGCAGGAGUGUGGAGGAUCUCGGGAUGGUAUCUGAUGAAAGAUUGACCUUCCUGUUUGCAGAAAUCUCAACUGGAUCGCUGUGAGAGGGCGUUGAAGAGACUCUUUAUGGGUGGGGGAGAGUAGAAUUGUCUCCUCUUUUAAGAUGAGAGAUGUAAAGUAUUUGAUAUGUAGCAUGUCAGGAUUACUGCUUGCUCGCUGCAGUGUGGUUCGGGCAGCUGUUUUUGUUGACUUGUUGAAACUCCUCGUAAUAGUAUCUGGAAAUCAAUUUCCUCUUCUUUUUAGCAAGAAUCACGUUAGACCGCUUUUCUUUGUGAUAGUGCUGUGCAAAAUCAUGUUUCUGUUUUACCCUGAAAGCACCCAAUAAAAUGUAUACUUUUAAUUUGA